Molecule: messenger RNA, 4209 nt
Organism: Larimichthys crocea (large yellow croaker)
Lineage: Eukaryota; Metazoa; Chordata; Actinopteri; Sciaenidae
Gene: ccdc125
Product: coiled-coil domain containing 125
Exons: 12
Coding region: 193-2502 (769 amino acids)
Biological process (GO): negative regulation of cell motility; negative regulation of Rho protein signal transduction
Cellular component (GO): cytoplasm
Source: RefSeq, a predicted model, not a curated record
GUGUGUGUGUGUGUGUGUGGGCGGCACUGACCGGAUUCAAAUGUGACACUUGAUCUGACUUCACUUCGUACGUGGAAGGAACGAACGUUCACUCAGCUUUCUGUGUGUUUCUGUGUGUUUGUGUCGGUGGAGCCGCGGAAGCACCGAGGAAUAUAAAGUUCUCUUCAAAGUUUCAGGUCUAACUUGGUGCAGAUGCAGGAGGUCAGUAAGGCCCGCAGCCUGGAUGAUGACAUGGUGGAUGGAGACCUGGGUGACGGAAUGGGAGUUGGAGCAGCACCCAGCUCUACGAGGAAGAAGAGCCAGAGCUUCGCUGGUGUCACAGAGACCCUGAUCCCUGGAGCAGAGCAUCUCAGGCGCAGCAGCCAGACAGUAGAAGCACCCUGGAUCCCUGGACUAAAGAGUGGAGAGGCACAGCAUAGAGCCCGCUGGAAACUGUCACGCUCCGCAGACUCGCUGCUUGAGCUGUCCAAGGAGGAGCUGAAAGACAGACUACAGGAAGCAAGUGAGGUGAUAGACGCACUGUGCUGUGAGCUGGAGGUGACACACCGUUACCUUGAAGGCAAAUAUGAAGCUCUGAGGAUCUUACAAGGGAAGGCCAUUCUUGACAAAGCCACGAGUCACACUAAAAGUCUGGUGCAGAAAAGUGAAGACAGGGCCAAGGCUCUGGAGAAGGAGGUGAACAGUUUGCAGUGGGAACUCAGCUUCAGCCAGGUCCAGAUGAAGAGGUCUCAACAGUCCUGUGAGCAGAAAUACAACAGAAUUUUGAAUGAGAACAAGACUCUGACUGAUACCCUGGAGGAAAGAGCGAUUGAGAUCCAGCAGCUCCGAGCAGAAAAUUCUGCUCUAAGUCGGCAGUGCUUGGAGCUUCUCUCCAUGUUGAAUGUGAAGGAGCAGAGAACUUACCAAGGGACCAAACCUCAGUACAGCCUGCAUACUGACUCAAGUGUUCUGGAGCUGGCAGUGUUGGGGGCUUGCCGGUGUCUUGGUACUGCUGAAGCUUGUCCGUGCAGUCGGACUGCUGCUGCCAGCAGGAAGCAGCUCAUCCAGCUACAACAGGAGCUGAAUGAUCAGUGUUCAAGGAGAGAGGAGGCGUUGAUGGUCGCAGAUGCUUUCCGCAUCGCCUUUGAACAGCAGCUGAGGAAACGCAGUGAGCACUUCCUGCGGCUGGCUGAGGCCAACAGAGGCCUGAAAUCCCCUCACUACAAGGCUGAAGGUGUUAAGAGGAGUCCUCUAAUCAGUGUAAGCCAGAGGCUGAGAGGAUUGUUGCCUUCCAGUUUGGAAGUGAAGAUGCCUGAUGAUCUUUCAGAGACCCUUUACCGACUGCUGGACUUGCUGAAUGACAAGGAGGAGGCCCUGGCCCACCAGAGGAAGGUGAGCAUCAUGUUAGCUCACAGCGCUGAGGAGCUGCAAAGAAAGUUACAUCUAGAUUCACAUUGCGGCCCAUCAGAGAACCAGUGCAAGUGUCAGCAAACACCUGAAACUUCAGAGUCAAAUCACGAGUCCAACAUUCAAGAACAACAACAGCAGCACCUAGAGGUGCCAGACCCAUCAGAGAUCCAGAGCCAGUGUCAGCAAACAUCUGAGACUUCAGAGUCAAACCAAAAGUCCAUCAUUCAAGAACAGCAACAGCAUCUAGAGGUGCCAGACCCAUCAGAGAUCCAGAGCCAGUGUCAGCAAACAUCUGAAACUUCAGAGUCAAACCACGAGUCCAACAUUCAAGAACAACAACAGCAACUAGAGGUGCUAGACCCACCAGAGAUCCAGAGCCAGUGUCAGCAAACAUCUGGAACUUCAGAGUCAAACCAAAAUUUGAUCGUUCAAGAACAACAACAGCAACAACUAGAAGUGUCAGAUCCAUCAGAGAACCAGAGCCAGUGUCAGCAAACAUCUGAAACUUCAGAGUCAAAUCAUGAGUCCAACAUUCAAGAACAACAACAGCAACAACUAGAAGUGCCAGACCCAUCAGAGAUCCAGAGCCAGUGUCCGCAAACAUCUGAGACUUCAGAGUCAAACCAAAAGUCCAUCAUUCAAGAACAGCAACAGCAACUAGAGGUGCCAGACCCAUCAGAGAACGAGAACUGGUGUCUGCAAACAUCUGAAACUCAGUCAAACCACAAGUCCAACAUUCAAGAACAGCAACAGCAACAACUAGAGGUGCCAGAUCCAUCAAAAAUCCAGAGCCAGUGUCAGCAAACAUCUGAGACUUCAGAGUCAAACCACGAGUCCAACAUUCAAGAACAACAACGGCAACUAGAGGUGCCAGAUCCACCAGAGAUCCAGAGCCAGUGUCCACGAACAUCUGAAACUUCACAGUCAAACCAAAGGUCCAUCAUUCAAGAACAACAACAGCAACACCUAGAGGUGCCAGAUCCAUCAGAGAACCAGAGCCGGUGUCAGCAAACAUCUGAAACUUCAGAGUCAAAUCACAAGUCCAACAUUCAAGAACAUCAACAGCAAUUAGAGGUUCCAGACCCAUCAGAGAACCAACGCCAAUGUCCAUGAACAUAUGAAACUUCAGAGUCAAACCAAAAGUCCAUCAUUGAAGAACAACAACUGCAACUAGAGGUGCCAGUUCCCCAGCUUCAGUCUAGGACCGAACUGGAUACUGAAACUAAUACUAAGGAGUUUUCAGACCCAUUGCAGACCAGCUUCCAGUCACUGUCUAACCAUGCAUUUGAAAUCCAAAAUAAAGACCAGUGACAGUUUGUCCAGUCAUGAGUGACAAUGACUUGUGUCACAGUAGGAAGAGUUCCUGGGAGUUUCUCAUAUGAAGUGACUCUUUAACAAAAUUGUAUAAAACAUUUGACUUGAUCAAUCUUUUCCUAACAUGUAAAUCACACUGAAUGUGUAAUGGAUUCUCCUUAUUUAUCACCUCAGCUGCCCUCUACUGUUAACCACACAUAACUUAGUGACCAGCAUAUUAAAUAGAGCAAACAAGAUAAUAUACUAUCUUCACUAUAUUUCUGUAAAUAUUGUUUUUUUUUUUCAUUUAACUGCUGUGACCCUCAUGGUACCCAUUACUGAGACAAUUUUUAAAGAAUUCUCUCCUCAGCCUUCAUUCUGAAUUACAGUUGUAGAUCUUGGAAAACUUUAAAAUAUGAAAUAACUACAUUUAGACUGAGAGAAAAUGGUCAUCCAUUCUGUGCUGCUAAUACUUUUUUAUGCAUUCCAUUAUCUUUUCAAAUGUGUUUCAUAUCUGGGGUGUCAACAUGGGCAGUGUGCAGGAUCACACUGUAUCAAAAACAAACUUCUAGACUGGAAUAUACAUUUCAAAAGGAGAACCUACUGGAUGUAGUAAGGCGGUUAAGUUAAUACAGGACUGUAACCCACGACAUGUUCAUAAUAUAAAAUAGUGCAAAAUGUGAACAGAUUAAAAAAUAUGGUCGUUUUUUUCUUUUUUCAGUUUUUUCUUAAUCUAACAUAGUGUUGAAUUCACACAUUAAAAUUGAAUUGUUGAAUUCAUUCAUUUAUGUAGACUUAAUUUUCAAUGGAGUAAUGGAGUACACAUAUAAAGUAGCAUAUAAUGGAAAAACAUUGUAGUUUUACAGCACUUCAGUUACAUUUUCCAAAAUAAAGGUAACCCUCGAAAAACCUACUAGAGUAUAAAAGUUAAAUGUAAAUCAUACCCAUCAUAUAUUAUUAACAUAUAUUUAUAUAUGAACUAAGUUUUAGUUCUACUUCUAAUGUCUCUAAAAUAAUAAACAAGUAAUAACUUUGCGAUACUGUCAUAAGCCAUGUAGAGUGGUCACUAAAGGAUCAGUUCACCCAAAGUGCAAAAAUCUGUUUUCUCAUGAACCCUGAGUCGUAUCCAGCCAUUACUCUGUGGAUUACUGUAAUCUACAAACCUCACUGUCAACUGCUGAAGAAAUAAUUUCUAUGACAAAUGAUCCAGAGUAACAGGGGUGUGUGAAAGCAGCUGUUAAAUAUUUUAUCUGUAAUAUUUUAUCUGUUUUAUAUGUAGCACAGCCUCUCUGGUCUGUUUUCUUGUCAUUUAACCAGAGGGUGGCUUGUGCAUGUGUUAUUUUUGAGUAACAGCAUGCCGCACAGGAAGCUAACCAGCUGAGGGCAAUGUUUGUCCACUUGUGUCCUCAGAAUGGUUCUCCUCUGUGCACAUACAGUUUAGUCCAUCACAUUUAAUUUAUGUUGCUAUUUAUUCUUCCAGCAUUAAUCGAAUGAGAACUCACACUAAUAAAUACUGAUGUGACCACA